Messenger RNA from Closterium sp. NIES-65, 2373 nucleotides. NCBI's taxonomy places the organism in Eukaryota, Viridiplantae, Streptophyta, Zygnematophyceae, Desmidiales, Closteriaceae. The record is from the annotation of a GenBank genome assembly.
AUGCUCCCCCUCCUUCCCAUCCCAUGCUCCCCCUCCUUCCCAUCCCAUGCUCCCCCUCCUUCCCAUCCCAUGCUCCCCCUCCUUCCCAUCCCAUGCUCCCCCUCCUUCCCAUCCCAUGCUCCCCCUCCUUCCCAUCCCAUGCUCCCCCUCCUUCCCAUCCCAUGCUCCCCUCCCUUCCCAUCCCAUGCUCCCCCUCCUUCCCAUCCCAUCCUCCCCCUCCUUCCCAUCCCAUGCUCCCCCUCCUUCCCUUCCUCGCGUUCCUCCUCUCCUCCUCGCGUCUCUCUCCCCUCUCCCACCCUCCCCCGCUCCUUCCUCUCAGGAGCCUCUACAACAAUCUCCUCACGGGUUCUCUCCCCCUUGCCCCCACUGCCCCCACUGCCCCCACUGCCCCCACUGCUCCCCCUCCUCGUCUCCUCCCCACACCGUCCCGUGCCACCCUCUCAGGAGCCUCUCCAACAAUCUCCUCACGGGUUCUCUCCCAGCCUCGCUCUCACUCUGCGCCUCCAUUUACUCCCUGUAAGCUGCUCUGCUGCCCUCUCUUCCCCCUCUCCUCUCGCUCUGCGCCUCCAUUUACUCCCUGUAAGCUGCUCUGCUGCCCUCUCUUCCCCCUCUCCUCUCGCUCUGCGCCUCCAUUUACUCCCUGUAAGCUGCUCUGCUGCCCUCUCUUCCCCCUCUCCUCUCUCUCUGCGCCUCCAUUUACUCCCUGUAAGCUGCUCUGCUGCCCUCUCUUCCCCCUCUCCUCUCUCUCUGCGCCUCCAUUUACUCCCUGUAAGCUGCUCUGCUGCCCUCUCUUCCCCCUCUCCACUCGCUCUGCGCCUCCAUUUACUCCCUGUAAGCUGCUCUGCUGCCCUCUGCACUCACUGCCCACGCUCCCCCUUUCACUUCCCCCUCUGCCCUCACUUCCCCCUCUCCUCUCGCUCUGCACCUCCAUUCACUCCCUGUAACCUGCUCCACAACCACUGCACGCUUGGCCAUGCAGGUGCAGGGACGUCAGUGGAAACUACUUCAACAGCAACCCACCCACUCUCAUCACCAACCCUCGUGCUUUCCCCGUCUUCCAUCUUCUCCUCUUGCCUCUGCCUACCCCUCUCAUCCCGCCCUGCCCUGCAGGACGUCAGUGGUAACUACUUUCAACAGCAACCCACCCCACCCAUCCACCCUCAUGCACUCCAUCUCUUUUUUCCCACCCCCUUCUCCUACCAAACUCACUCCCAUCCCAUCCUCCCUACAACCCUGUCUCUUUCACCCGCCUCCGCCCUGCACGGACGUGAGCCGCAACUAUUUCACAACAACCCCGCCUCUCUCAUCACCAACCCUCAUGUUUUCCUCCGUGUUCCGCAAUAUCCUCCUCUGUAUCUACCUCCCCCUUUCCCACCCCACCCAUCCGCCCUGCAGGGACGUGAGCGGCAACUAUUGCAACAACAAUCCCGCCACUCUUAUCACCAACCCUUCCACACGCUUUCAACUCUUUCUCCUGCUGCACUUGCUCCCCUACCCCUACCCCUACUCCACCCAUCUCCUGCAGGGACCAACCUAUCGCGCAACUACUUCACGGGUCCCCUCCCAUCGCUCCCCUCGGCCUCCGCAGUCCUCUCUCUCGACCUCUCCUCCAACUAUUUCUUCGGUCGUGGCAACGCGUACGACACUGCCAGCAGCCCCAUCUGCCCUUCCGCAACAGUCCCUGUCAGCACCACCAACAACUGCCUCUCCUACCUCACCUCCCCUCCUUGCACCGACCCUAGCUAUCCCCCGGACCAGCCGCAGCGUCCUGUAUAUCAGUGCCAAGCCUUCUGCCGGACCAACUUCUCAGGUUCGGACAUCGCGGCCGUGAACGAGCAGUGUGGGUUCGGCGGAGGGGUGUGUAUUGCCACGGCAACAGUCUCGGCGGCAGCGGGAACAGCUACAGUGCAGUUCAAGUGUAGCUGUUCCCCCUUCUCUUCCCUUCCUCUCUCACAUUGCCUUCCCCUCUCCGCCUCUUCCCUCGCUCUUUCCCUCCUCUCCCCCUCCGAUUUUCUUCUCCUUUCCCUCUUCUUUCCCUCCUCUUCCCCUCCUCUCACCCUCCACCCCCAUUCCUCUCUCCCAUUGCCAAACUACAGCGGGUCCUCCUCCCCCCUCUCCUCCUCCCCAGCCUCCUUCCCCCCCACCUCCUCCCCCCUCUCCGCCUCCCAACCCGCCUCCUCCCCCUCCUCCCUCUCCGCCCCCUCCCUCGCCACCACCCCCAUCGUCCUGGCAAGUGACUCGGUGGGAGUGUAUAAACAAGGACCUUCAGGGCACCUGCAGUUGCAGCUGCUUAUUUGGCAACCAGUGUUACUGCCCUGUCUAGAGCACGUGGUAACCAGCGUUACUCCUAUCCCAAACUACAGAAUGAGGUAG